Messenger RNA from Siniperca chuatsi (mandarin fish), 4628 nucleotides. It is a transcript of the gene tpd52l2b, whose product is annotated as tpd52 like 2b. Gene Ontology annotation, cellular component: cytoplasm. Bases 238 to 981 code for a protein of 247 amino acids. The record is from RefSeq and is a predicted model, not a curated record. The transcript is spliced from 10 exons. Lineage: Eukaryota; Metazoa; Chordata; Actinopteri; Centrarchiformes; Sinipercidae.
UGGCGUCACAGAGAGCCGUUUAAGCUGAGCUGGCUGUUGGGCUGUUUUGGGUUGGAGCGACCAGGCUGUUCCUGUCGACGACUUUCUCUGAGUGGGAGCAGUCGCUAAAACCAGGACGAUUUCUACACAGCAACUGUACCAGUCUGCUAUCCACAUUUCACACCAGUCGAGUUUAACUUUUAACCAAAAAAACAAAAAAACAAAAACAAGGAGUUCCAGCUCUGUCAACUCGUCGCCAUGGACCCCGCCAGUCAAGAUAUCAACCUGAACUCUCCUAACAAGGGUCUUGUUGUUGAGCCUUCAGACAGCCUGUCCGACGUGCCGGUGGAGGGAGCGGUGGGGAACUCAGCCAACCCUCUUCCACCCGGCCUGACGGAGGAAGAGGCUGAGGAGCUCCGCACUGAGCUCACUAAGGUGGAGGAGGAGAUCAACACCCUGCGUCAGGUUUUGUCAGCCAAAGAGAGGCACUCCGCCGAGCUGAAGAGGAAACUUGGCCUCAGCCCGCUCACUGAACUCAAGCAGAACCUCACCAAGAGCUGGCAAGACGUACAGACCUCCAACGCCUAUGUGAAAACCACUGAGAAACUGGGCGAGUGGAAUGAGAGAGUUACCAGUUCGGAUCUAUAUCUGUCUGCCUCAGCCACUUUGGAUGACAUUGCCCGCUCUGAAGCAUACAAGAAGACUCAGGAGACUCUUUCCCAGGCGGGACAGAAGACCAGUGCAGCUCUCACCACAGUGGGUACGGUCAUCAGCAAGAGACUGGGCGACAUGAGAGCUCUACCUUUCUCUAAUUCCUUUAGUAGCAACUAUUCCAUUCGACACUCGAUAAGUAUGCCCGCCAUGAGGAACUCUGCAACCUUCAAGUCAUUUGAGGAUAAAAUGGGGAACCUGAAGUAUAAGGUUGUCGGCCCCAAAGGGAACGGGGAGGCCGUCAGCUCCCCCACUGACACCACCCCCACUCAGGACAACCAGCCUUUCUGAACGUAUCCCUCCUCCUCCUCUUCCUCCUCGCAGCCACCUUCCUCACGACCUGAGACUGUACUGUUAUCACCUCACAUCGCAGAGUCAGCCCUGACCUUUGACCCUCCACCUCACCGACUCGCCACCACUCACUUUGCCCCCGCGACCGAGGUCUGUAAACGCUGACAGGCGGACUCGUGGGUUUGAGGUGGGACGAGCUUUCCCCGACAGUCCCAUCGCUGCUGGUCCCAUGGCCUCCGUUCUUCUGCCUCGCUGUUGAGGAAAAGGAAAAUGUGUAGUUGAUGUCUAAACCUGAAUAAUUUACAGACCUUGCUUUGUUACAUCACCACCUCCUGCCUCUACUUCCUCCCCAGUUAGACCCUCACCCCUUUUGUUAGUCCAGAUAAGUUAAGACACUCUUGUCUCCUGCACUCCUCAGACCCUUUUUUUUUUUUUUAAACACUGUUAAAAGCACUGUUGAAAUACUGUUUCAGCAAAUCACCUGGCUAAAGAACAGGCUAACAAGGCAUUGUAAGAUGCCAGGUUCUUAAACUGAACUUCAUCUUUCAUUCUGGGAUUUCUAAAAGAUGGAUUUCUUCUGGGUUUCUUAAAGUCGCUGCUGCAGCGAAACACAAGGCUGGAUUACAGAGGGGAUGGGGGGGCAAAGUGGGGCCCAAAAACACCAGGUUCACUGUGCGCCAAUUGGUUUGAGAUAAUGUGACUAAGUACAAAUUGGUUGAAUGUACAUUGCAUUUUGAAUCAGUGGAAGCCCACAUUUAUUAUUUAUUAUUCCUGCCCCGGGGCCCUCUAGUGGGUUAAUCUGGCCAUGAUGAUACAUCAAAGUAACGCAGCAGAAGCAUUUUUGGGCCCCAGCUCAGAGUUUAGGAACCAGGAUAUCUGCAGACUGAGGGUGGAGGAGCAUUUUACGGGCAUAAGCAAGAUGGUGGAUUAUUUGCUUGUAAAACCUACUAAUUCUGUCUUCUUGUUUCUGACUUCUAUCAUCUACUUAAAUCAUGCAUUCACACUGUGAGCACAUGCUAGUGUCACCACACUGUCCCCCACCUUUUUCUCAAACUUGUACCCAGUUUGCGGCACAGCUCUGCACAGGCUACGCACGCCGGUUAGAGGUUAGUGGUUUGACUGUGGGGGGACGGGAGGGGGGAUAGGAUCCAGCACAUCUCACCCCUCUUAGACCUAUACUGCUACAUGCAUGUGCAUAUCUCAUCUCAGUUGUACAAUACCAACCAUGCAAAGACGACCGAGGUCUUGUGUAACACCCUAAAAACACCCCAGGAUGUAAAAACAGAAAAAAACCAACCUUAAACCAUUUUGUAUUAAAACUAUUUUACACUGCUUUGCAUAACGUUUUUACAUAACUUUUAUCAAUAUGUAUAAAUAUAUAUGAAUAAAUAUAUUGUCGCUGAUGCUGCCGAAUGGUAGUAAUCAGGUUGGGAGGUUUAAGGAAAAGCAGGGGGAGGCUAAACAAACUUAAAAAAUGUGGAAAACAAAAACACUAUGGGUCGGUUUCACAGGCAUGAGUUAUUGUCCGAGCUUUUUCUGUUUAAAGUACAUCUGUGAUCUAAAAAAUGUUUCCAUGUUUGUGAAACUGACUCAUUAAUGAGCUGCAGUCGUUUUGCACCCGUCUGGGCACAAGACCGAGGCAAGGAGAACCAUAAUCGUAUCGUAAAAGUGGUUUCAUUUGACAAACUGGAGAUUUGAUCUCAGAUGAGCUGCUGUGGCAUGUUAACGCUGCAAUUUGCAAGUCAAACGUCUAAACGUAAGGCUUGAAAAUGUUUUGAAACCACUUUGACCUCUUUUUACCCUGGUUCGACUGCUGCUCCCUGUUUAACACAGAACUCAAUGUGAGACGAUGCUUUGCUGUGUACACUACCUGGUGAAUGUCAACGCUUCUGUAUUGGCCUUACUCACUUAUAAUGGUUCACCUGUUAUUAUAACUUAGCUGGUAGAAAAGAAAUAGUUUAUUUCCUUUUUAUGUUCCUUUUUUGUUGUUGUACAGACUGGUUCCAUUCAAGUAAGGGGAGUUAGCAUUAAAAUAUUUAGAGUCUAACACGCCACAAAAUGUGUCAUGGAAAACAUCUUGCUGCCAUAGAAGAAACUUUGCCAACGACGCCUGAAUGCACACACAUUUGCUCCUGUUAACACACUAAAUGUUACUAAAUGCCCUGAACUCACACACACACACACACUGCACGAGGCCAAACUAACACAAACGUUUUGUACAAAAUCACUGUUGCUCUUACCGUUGUGCACCUAUAGUGACCACAUAGUGAUAAAUACAGAAGCUCUUACAAACUACAUGGCCUCAGAAACGGUGACAGUAAACCUGAAAGCACAGAGUUGCUCAGCACCGUCACUUUUCUCCUGAACAUAGAAAAAAAAAAAGAUGGUUGUAUGCUUUUUUUUUUUUUUCCUUCUUCUUUACUAAAGUUGCUGAUACAAGGACAUCAUCUCUGGUGGUUUGACUAAAUGUUACGCUGUUUUCUCAGCCGGAAAUACAGAGCAACUCUUGCAAAAAAAAAAAUCGCCAAAAUUGUCUCAUAAUGUUGGUCAUUUUCUCAAGGCACUGAAGGUGUUUCAGUGUUGCCUCUCGCAUUGCCAAAAAAAAUCCUUUUCACCCAUUACAACUACAUAAUGUUGCUCUUGUAUCCUGGUUCAGCAUCAGUGCAGUUUCUCAAAAUGUCAUGGGUGGACAAGUGUUUUAUUGAGGCAGUAGAAAAGCUUAAAUGUACCUUUUUAUGUAACAUUUUGGCUCGUUAAAUAAAUGAUUUAAGCCAAAACUUCCCAGGAAGGUUUAAACAUGCUUGUAGACCACCAAAAGAGCAGGAAAUAAAAAUUAUGACCAGAUGAAACAGAAAUAGCUCUAGCUGACAGUUGGGCUAUAAUGAACAAACAUGAAAAUACACAGCUUAUAAACAAAACCAUCAAACUGCUUCAAAACUGCUGCCAGUGUAUCAUAACUUUUAAGUGUAUUUUCUUGUUUUUGGUAGUUAAUAUAUUCCUGUUAGGUGAAUGUUUUCUUUUGGCUUUCCUUCCGUUAGGAGAGGUGGACUUUAGAGAAGAUUUAUUAUUUGUACAAAUAAUUUGCCAUCAGUUUAAAAAAAUAAAAUAAAAUAAAAUAAAAUAAAAAUAAAAAUAAAGAAGUUGCCAAUAUUUAAAUAUGUUACAAAAUCUCUCUUUCUCUCUUUCUGCCUCUGAAUCUCAUGGAGUCUCUGACUUUCUGCUUUGCCAAGAUGACAGACGCACUGACGCAAGAAAUGUUCAUCUCAGCUCUUAAAAUCAUAUUUUUCUUACACAAAGUGGAGAAAUGUCCUCAGACGAGACGCUUUGGAAGGCAACGACCUCACUCUGUACGAGAAAAAAUACGAUUUUAAAGACUUAAAUGACUUGUAAAGAAGGACUUUCUAUUUGCAGUGUAGCUGUCGCCUCUUUUAAAGCUGCAAUCAGUUUUGGGAGACUGGCGGAUAGAAAAGGAUGAUGUACAGAGGCUGGAGGCAGUAGAGUACUUAUAGCUUUAUUUAGGUCCUGGGCCUAGCUGAUGUAGAAUAUCAAAAGGGAUCAGAUUUGGAAGAUUAUGGUGAAUGAAAUAAAAACAUUUUUUGGUUUUGUUGUAUAUGUUUGGAUAUCAAUAAAGCAUUCCUUUAAAUGAA